Molecule: messenger RNA, 3522 nt
Organism: Dama dama (fallow deer)
Lineage: Eukaryota; Metazoa; Chordata; Mammalia; Artiodactyla; Cervidae
Gene: DLGAP2
Product: DLG associated protein 2
Exons: 17
Coding region: 218-3385 (1055 amino acids)
Biological process (GO): signaling
Cellular component (GO): postsynaptic specialization; glutamatergic synapse
Molecular function (GO): molecular adaptor activity
Source: RefSeq, a predicted model, not a curated record
GCCGGGCUCCAGCGGGUCGGAGCGGCGGUAGCGGCGGGGACCCGGGGACUGGCGGACUGACGGGCGGACGGGCCAUGUCGCCCCGCAUCUGCUGAACCUGGAGUGCCCGAGGAUGUCUGCGCUGAGGAAGGCCUUCCCACCAUCCGAGGCCCGGCCGUAGCAGCCCAGGUUCCCAGCAGCUGCCCUCGAUCGCCCGGCCUGCGCCGGCUCUGCCGCCAUGGGGACCGCUCAGGUUUUGCCUGGCAUUCUGCAGAAGCAUUGCUGUAUCUUACCAGACAGGAACACAGAGUCGCAGUGUACCCUCUGCGGAGAGCCGGAAGAGGAGGAGGGCGCGGACCUGGCCCAGCCAGGCAUCAGCUUCCCGGGGCCAGCCGAGGACGACUCAGACCAGCAGUAUUCAUGGUCCCCGACUCCGCACUUCAAUGAAGAGAGGUACUCCCCCGCACCAAGGACUAUGAAGGGCUUAUCCGGUAGUCGGAACCCGCCGCUGUGCUCCGGCCACACGUGUGGCCUGACGCCGCCCGAGGACUGCGAGCUGGGCCACCUGCACCAUGGGCCCGAGGCGCGGCCGCCCUACCUGCUCAGCCCCGCCGACAGCUGCCCGCUGGAGCACCACCGCUGCUCCCCGCGGACCUCCAUCCACUCCGACUGCGUGAUGCUGCCGGUGGUGCUGGGCGACCACGUGUCCAGCAGCACCUUCCCCCGCAUGCACUACAGCUCCCACUACGACAGCAGGGACGACUGCGCCGUGGCCCACGCGGGCGCCAAGAUCAACCGCAUCCCGGCCAACCUGCUGGACCAGUUCGAGAAGCAGCUUCCGCUGCACCGGGACGGCUUCCACACGCUGCAGUACCAGCGCGCCUCCGCGGCCGCCGAGCAGCGCAGCGAGAGCCCCGGCCGCAUCCGGCACCUGGUGCACUCCGUGCAGAAGCUCUUCACCAAGUCCCACUCGCUGGAGGGCUCGUCCAAGGGCCACGUCAACGGCACCAGGGCCGACGGCAGGGCGGACGAGCACGCGCACGGCCACCACGCCAAGCACGGCCGGCGGAGCAAGAGCCGCGAGCGCAAGGUGGAGGGCCGGCCGCGCGGGGGCCCGGGCAGCUGGUGGGGCUCGGACGACAACCUGGACAGCGACAGCACCUGCCGCGCCUCCAGCGCGCUCGGCCGGCCUCACGCCGAGCCCGCGGCCCGCUGCUACCCCGACGCGCUGCCCGGCCCCUUCGGGGACCUCUCGCUGCGGACCUCCAAGAGCAACAACGACGUCAAGUGCUCGGCGUGCGAGGGCCUGGCCCUGACGCCCGACGCCAAGUACAUGAAGCGCAGCUCCUGGUCCACGCUCACCGUGAGCCAGGCCAAGGAGGCCUACCGCAAGAGCUCCCUUCACCUGGACAAGCCGCCCGGGCCCCCGGAGCUGAAGCCGCCGCUGCGGCCCUGCCACUACCUGCAGGUGCCCCAGGACGAGUGGGGAGGGCGCCCCCUGGGGGGCAGAGACGACGAGAUCCCCUGCAGGAGGAUGAGGAGCGGGAGCUACAUCAAAGCCAUGGGCGAUGAGGACAGCGGGGACUCGGACUCCAGCCCCAAGACGUCCCCCAAGCUGGCCCUCCGGCCGGAGCCCCUGCUCACAUCCAUCGGACAGAGGCCGCUGGGAGACCUCCAAACCCAGAGCUACCUGCAAGCUGCCAGCGACGGGCCUGCCAGCCAUGGGCUGGACCCCUCUGCCAACUACAACUCCCCGAAGUUCCGCUCCCGGAACCAGAGCUACAUGCGCGCUGUCAGCACCCUCAGCCAGGCCAGCUGCGUGAGCCAGAUGAGCGAGGCUGAGGUCAACGGGCAGUUUGAGUCGGUGUGCGAGUCAGUCUUCAGCGAAGUGGAGUCUCAGGCCAUGGACGCGCUGGACCUCCCGGGAUGCUUCCGGACACGGAGCCACAGCUACCUGCGCGCCAUUCAAGCGGGCUACUCCCAGGACGAUGAGUGCCUGCCCCUGACCAUCCCCGCUGACAGCGCCUCCACCAUCAGGCCCACAGCCAGCGUCUCCUACGCCAGCUACAAGAAGACGCCACCGCCCGUGCCCCCCCGCACCACCUCCAAGCCCUUGAUCUCAGUGACGGCGCAGAGCAGCACGGAGUCCACGCAGGAUGCCUACCAGGACAGCCGCGCCCAGAGGGUGGCCGCCUGGCCCCCGGACGGCCGCAGCCUCUACAACUCCACGGACAGUCUGGACAGCACCAAGGCCAUGAGCUUGGCCCUGGAGACGGCCGCGGCCCAGCGCCACGCCUCCGAGGGCCAGGGAGGCGCCACGCGGACCGGCGACAAGGCCAUCCUGGCGUCCAAGGCCGAGGAGUUCCUCAAGAGCCAGCGCUCCUCCAUUGGGGUCCAGGAUUCUGAAUUCCCAGAGCAUCAGCCAUACCCAAGGUCAGAUGUGGAGACAGCUACAGACUCCGACACGGAGAGCCGGGGGCUGCGGGAGUACCACUCGGUGGGCGUCCAGGUGGAAGAUGAGAAACGACACGGACGCUUCAAGCGCUCCAACAGCGUGACGGCUGGGGUGCAGGCGGACCUGGAGCUGGAGGGCUUCCCAGGACACGUCGCCACGGAGGACAAGGGCCUGCAGUUCGGGUCCUCCUUCCAGAGGCACUCGGAGCCCAGCACCCCCACGCAGUAUGGGGCAGUGCGCACCGUCCGGACCCAGGGGCUCUUCAGUUACCGGGAGGACUACCGGACCCCCGUGGACACUGCCAGCCUGCCCCCUCCCGACCCCUGGCUGGAGCCGGCCCUGGACUCAGUGGACGGCGGGCGCGCGUCCCCGUGCCACAGGGACGGCGCGUGGUUCCUGAAGCUGCUGCACACGGAGACGAAGCGGAUGGAAGGCUGGUGCAAGGAGAUGGAGAGGGAAGCCGAGGAGAACGACCUCGUGGAGGAAGUCCUCGGCAAGAUCCGGAGCGCCGUGGGGAGCGCCCAGCUGCUGAUGUCCCAGAAGUUCCAGCAGUUUUACUGGCUCUGCCAGCAGAACAUGGACCCCAGCGCCAUGCCCAGGCCCACCUCCCAGGAUCUGGCCGGCUACUGGGACAUGCUGCAGCUGUCCGUUCAGGACGUCAGCAUGAAGUUCGACGAGUUGCACCAGCUGAAGCUCAGCGACUGGAAGGUGGUUGAGUCCCCGGAGAGGAAGGAAGAAAGAAAGGUCCCCCCUCCAAUACCAAAGAAGCCCCCCAGAGGGAAACUCCCCAUCACCAGAGAGAAAUCUCUGGACCUGCCGGACAGACAGCGGCAGGAGGCGCGGAGGCGGCUGGCGGCGGCCAAGAGGGCGGCGUCCUUCCGCCAGAGCUCUGCCAGCGAGCGGGCCGACAGCAUCGAGAUCUACAUCCCCGAGGCCCAGACGCGGCUCUAGGGCGGGGCCUUAGCCGUGCCAAGCGCCAUCCCCUCGUCACUCCAGUCUCAUUCCUCCAGUGAGUCCGCCCCGCCGUCAUGUUUGUGCCAUAAACACCCUGGAGCGCCAGGACGUCCGAGCUCGCGGCCACAGCGACU